This is a messenger RNA of Nasonia vitripennis (jewel wasp), 2898 nucleotides long. It is a transcript of the gene Traf4, whose product is annotated as TNF receptor-associated factor 4. The record is from RefSeq and is a predicted model, not a curated record. Gene Ontology annotation, molecular function: protein binding; zinc ion binding. Gene Ontology annotation, biological process: protein K63-linked ubiquitination; regulation of apoptotic process; positive regulation of JNK cascade. Lineage: Eukaryota; Metazoa; Arthropoda; Insecta; Hymenoptera; Pteromalidae. Bases 1732 to 2898 code for a protein of 388 amino acids. Gene Ontology annotation, cellular component: plasma membrane signaling receptor complex. The transcript has 4 exons.
UCCCUCUCUCGAGCGAGUGAAUUGAAGAGGAAAGUGAGCUUGGAAUUUCGAUUUGCGUUGAAAUGGGCCUCGUAAUCGCUCGUGUUUAUCUAUCAUUGCCGAGAGCGAGAGAGAUACGUUACUUGGAAAGUUACGGGAGCUUCGUUAUAAAAAAAAAAACGUGUCGCUGUGGUACAGACAUUCCUAGUCCGUGGCAAAUCCCUCUAUAAAUACAUCUCCUAAUACAUGUUUCAUACUUUGAUGUAAUAAUAGACACACGUUCGAAAUCACCGUAUAUAGCAGCAUCAAAGUUAAGCCAUUUAAACAGCUCCCAAAAUACACGUCAACAUCGCGCGCACUCCCGACACCCAAAAGAAGGAAAUCGUCGCGCAUUAAUACACACAGCCUCUAAAACAGAUAUAUAAGCCCCGACUGCAGCUAAACGAGCCGCCGGACAAUCCUUUACGACCGCUCAUGAUCCGCCGAAACACGCGAAGUAAAUCUCCAUAAAUCAGAGACACUCCUCUCACACACAGACGCCGAAAAGCGAACCAAACGCGUAUUUAUUUCGGCUCCGACUCAAAAGAAAUCUUCUUCCUCGUCGUCGUCGUCGACAGGUAUAUCUAGUCGGCAUUCCGCUACUCUCGCGCCUCCGAUCGUCGAUGUCUCCCACGUAGUUAUGGCAACCGCACCGGGAGGCUCUCGCUCGCGCUCCCGCUGAGGACGUCUUCGACCUCAGCGGAGCUGCCGGUUAUUUUUGAUGCGCCGACACGGCUUUCCUCGAAGAGCUGCUGCGGAAAUUCGUCGAGAUUUGAAAAUUCGCGCCAUUUCUCCCGUUUGUUUAUUCCUGCCUGCGCACGGUAUUUUCGAAAAUAUUUACAACCGUACACUCGCACCGUGAAAUACCAAACGGACCGCCCUCGGACGACUCUAUUUUUCCAAUACACAGUAAUGUUGUCAGGUAGAGACGAGAUUACACACCGGUGUCCCUUUCCCGGUAUACAGACCUCCCGGGCUGCUGCGCCUCCACACGGCGGCACUUUUCCUUUUUUCUUUCUCGCCGACUUUUCUCUCUCCUCGCUCAAAGCUAUUAUACACACCUUUCACGUUGCGCGCGCGCCAUAAUUCACGAUCGCUCGGGGAGUUUAUCGGCGAUUAUCGGCCGGUGCUAGACGGUGAAAACGUCGCUUCUUCCUCCCUUUUGUCGGCAAACGGAGCUGCUGCUGCUGCAUCUCUCUUCGACGGAUAGAACGAUGAGCAUUAGGAAGGACUCCCCCUCCCCCCCGAGAUCUAUCGCGCGCAGUCGAGCGUAAGUAGAGCCGUUCCCGUUGAGAUCGAAUUAUUUCACUGUCCCGAUUGUUUUCUAAGAAAAAAUAAUACCGUAUGCAAAUUUUCGCUUUAUAUAGAAAUAGCUACUGCUUCUGCUUCGAGGAGUCUUGAACUCGAGCCAAGUACGUAGUGCACUCGUGCUCCUCGAUUUUCGCCUAAAAAUACCUUACACGCACGCAGCCGAGUAUAGGUGAGCGACCUCCCCUAAUUAACGCCCGGCGCGCUUUAUAUGAAUAAUUUCCGCGAAUCCUAUAUAAAACGUGCUCCCGAUGAAAAGCGAGCAAACUGCACUUCCGAGCGUGUAUGCAGCGCGGGAAAUUGGAUCGGCUUGGCGAUUGGAGAAAAAAAACCUGUUCCCCGAGCUCGUGCCUGAUGCUGUGUGUGUAGUAGACCUUCCAGGAUCUCGAGGCCGAGAAGGCAAUAAUGGGCUCGAUCGUCUACUGCAUCCAUCACAAAGACGGCUGCAAGUGGUCCGAUGAGCUGAGGAAGCUCAAGGCCCACCUGAACACGUGCAAGCACGACGCCGUUCCCUGCCAGAACAAAUGCGGGGCUAUGAUACCGCGCGUGCUCAUGGACGACCACGUCAAGUACACCUGCGCUCAGAGACGCGCGCGCUGCGAGUUCUGCGCCAAGGAGUUCACCGGUUACACCCUCGAGAAGCACGUGGGCACUUGCGGCUACGAGCCGCUCUACUGCGAGAACAAGUGCGGCAUGAAGGUGCAGCGUCGCCACCUGAGCCAACACAAGCUCGGAGAGUGCGCGAAACGGCUGAUGGCCUGCCGCUACUGCAACAAGGAGUUCGUCUUCGACACCCUGUCGGCGCAUCACGCCAAGUGCGGCCGCUUCCCCGUGGCCUGCCCGCACCGCUGCGAGACCGCCGUGCUGCCCCGCGAGGACCUCGAGGUCCACCUCAAGGACCACUGCACCACCCACCUGCUCUCCUGCUCGUUCAAGGAGGCUGGCUGCAGAUUCAAGGGCAACCGCUUCUCCCUGGACAAGCACAUGGAGGAGUCGACCAAGACCCACCUGAGCCUCAUGUGCAGCGUCGUCUCGAAGCAGCAGCACCAAAUCACCAGCCUCAAGGCGGCCAUGAACAAGAUGUCGCUCAACUACUCCGGCACCCUCAUCUGGAAGAUCAGCGACUUCGCCGCUAAAAUGGCCGAGGCCAAGUCCAAGGAGGGCGUCGAGCUCAUCAGCCCCCCGUUCUACACUAGUCAAUACGGAUACAAACUUCAGGCUUCGCUAUUCCUGAACGGCAACGGCACCGGCGAGGGCACCCACAUCUCCAUCUACAUCAAGAUCCUGCCCGGCGAGUACGACGCCCUGCUUCGCUGGCCCUUCUCGCACAGCGUCUCCUUCACGCUCCUCGAUCAGGCGCUCGUCGCCGACAAGGCCUGCAACAUCGUCGAGAGCUUCAUUCCCGACCCGACCUGGAAGAACUUCCAGAGGCCGAGUCGCGAACCGGACAGUCUCGGAUUCGGCUUCCCUCGAUUCGUCUCCCACGAGAUGACCAAGAAGCGACACUUCAUCAAGGACGACACGAUGUUCAUCAGGGUGAAGAUCGAUCCCAGCAAGAUCGUCGCUGUUUGA